AUGGUGAUCAUGUCUGACAUAUUUCUCCAGGAAGACAUCAACCACGUGCUACGAAACAAGUUUGUGGUGAUCAUUGGAGACUCUAUUCAGAGAGCAAUAUACAAAGAUCUUGUUCUUCUCCUUCAAAGAAACAGAUACUUGAGUGAUGCCCAGCUUAGGUCAAAGGGAGAGUUUUCCUUUGUGAAUGAUGAGUUGAUUGAAGGCGGAAAGAAAGGUAAAAUGUGUAAUGGGAAAGGUUACAGAGAGGUGAGACAGUUUCAGACAGACUACCACCUGGUACGCUUCUACUUUGUCACACGAUGUUACAACACAUACAUGGAAUCUGUCCUCUCUGACUUGUCUCAUGACCCAAAGCCCGAUCUUGUCAUCAUGAAUUCCUGCCUUUGGGACAUAAGUCGGUAUGGAGUGUCUGCAGUAGAGCAGUACAAGAAGAAUCUAGAGCGCCUCUUCACCAGGUUUGAAGAGACUCUCCCCAAAGAGUGUAUGGUAAUAUGGAAUACCACCUUGCCCAUAUCCAAGAAUGCAAAGGGGGGCUUUCUUGUACCAGAGGUGGAAUUCAUGAACAGUACUUUGAGGCUAGACAUCCUUGAAGCCAAUUUCUACGUUCGACAGAUAGCAGUUGCACACAACAUGGAUGUCCUUGAUCUACACUACUUUCUGCGUCACCAACUGCACCGCCGUGCUGAAGAUGGCAUUCACUGGGACAUGACUGCUCACCGCCGCAUGACAAAUCUUAUCAUGACACAUGUGUGUGAGGCUUGGCGAGAACAGCUCCCUGGUAGAGUGAACCAAAACAAGAAUGACAGUAAACAUUUGACAAGGACCUUGGGUCUAGACAGGGGGAAUCAGAUAGACAACAGGCGUUAUGACAACACAAGAAAAGAAAAUGGAAGAAAUGGUGGUCACAGAGGUGAAAACUUUCACCCUGACAACCGCAAUACUGAUGAGCAGAGUUUCAGAGAAAAUCAUUGGAAUGGGAACUUCACCAAUUUCUCCAUCACCAGGAACAACAAUACUGCCCAGAAUACAUACCAAGAUUAUUUGGAUGAAAUCUGCAACAACAAUAACAACUACCAUAAUGCCCGAGUUUCCUAUGAACCAAAUGCCAGGUCUAGUUUUCCUCCUGUUGAUCAUAGACCUAGAGCAUGCAGUCCUGCCAAUGUGCUACACACAUUCAAACAGAUGGCAUCAGGUGACUACCAAUGGAAACCUUACCAACAGAAUACAUAUCAGCCAUUGAGUCGAAGCAAUCCGCACUACCGACAGAUGCAGCGAGAAAAUCCGUACAGCAAUCGCUCAGUUAAGGUGGGACACACCUGGUCAUCACAUUGGUAGAACACUGUGAUUUCACUUCAUUAAAAGCUAGCAAAGUAGCUUAAAUGCUUUUGAUAUAGAUUUAGUUCAGAUGUGUACAA
Ylistrum balloti is the source of this 1415-nucleotide messenger RNA. Its product is annotated as PC-esterase domain-containing protein 1A-like. Bases 1 to 1335 code for a protein of 444 amino acids. NCBI's taxonomy places the organism in Eukaryota, Metazoa, Mollusca, Bivalvia, Pectinida, Pectinidae. The transcript has 4 exons. The record is from RefSeq and is a predicted model, not a curated record.